GCAGUAACCAUGUGGAUGUUCUGCUGAAGCGUUUCCUCAAGCCUGCUGGGGUGGGAGGAGAGGAGGAGGAGGUGGUGGUGGUGGAGGAGGAGGAGGAGGCAGGGGGUGGAGAGAGAGAAAGCGCACGCCGAGAGGAGGUGUGGGUGUUCCGCUUCCAUCCUAACGGAACGAGCUCCCUCUUCGCGGACAUGGGAUUACCCAGCGGCUGCUAACCUCUCUCCUCGUCCUGCUCCCCUAACCCGGCGCGGCUUCCCGGGUACCAAGGAGCUGACUAAGAGGAGCACGAUUCGCAUCCCUGGCUGGGCGUGCUUUGGUAUCCGAGUGCCUGACCUGGGUCAGGAUUUUCAAGAAAGACAUGUCUGACAAAAUGUCUAGUUUCCUACAUAUUGGAGACAUUUGUUCUCUGUAUGCAGAGGGAUCGACAAAUGGAUUUAUCAGCACCUUGGGCCUGGUUGAUGAUCGUUGUGUGGUACAGCCAGAAGCUGGGGACCUUAACAAUCCACCUAAGAAAUUCAGAGACUGCCUCUUCAAGCUAUGUCCUAUGAAUCGCUACUCUGCCCAGAAGCAGUUCUGGAAAGCUGCUAAGCCCGGGGCCAAUAGCACUACGGAUGCAGUGCUGCUCAACAAGCUGCAUCAUGCUGCAGACUUGGAAAAGAAGCAGAAUGAGACAGAAAACAGGAAAUUGCUGGGGACAGUGAUCCAGUAUGGCAAUGUGAUCCAGCUCCUGCAUUUGAAAAGUAAUAAAUACCUAACUGUGAAUAAGAGACUUCCAGCUCUGCUAGAGAAGAAUGCCAUGAGAGUAACAUUGGACGAGGCUGGAAACGAAGGAUCCUGGUUUUAUAUUCAGCCUUUCUACAAACUGCGAUCCAUCGGAGAUAGUGUGGUCAUAGGUGACAAGGUUGUUCUGAACCCUGUCAAUGCUGGCCAGCCUCUCCAUGCCAGCAGCCAUCAACUGGUGGACAACCCAGGCUGCAAUGAGGUCAAUUCUGUCAACUGUAAUACAAGCUGGAAAAUAGUCCUUUUCAUGAAAUGGAGUGAUAACAAAGAUGACAUCUUAAAAGGGGGUGAUGUGGUGAGGCUGUUCCAUGCUGAACAGGAGAAAUUUCUCACCUGUGACGAGCACAGGAAGAAGCAGCAUGUCUUUCUGAGGACAACUGGCCGGCAGUCGGCUACAUCUGCCACCAGUUCCAAAGCCCUGUGGGAGGUGGAGGUAGUCCAGCACGAUCCCUGUCGGGGUGGAGCAGGGUAUUGGAACAGCCUCUUCCGUUUCAAGCACCUGGCUACAGGGCAUUACUUGGCAGCAGAGGUAGACCCUGACUUUGAGGAAGAAUGCCUGGAGUUUCCUCCCUCAGUGGACCCAGAUCAGGAUGCAUCUCGAAGUAGGUUGCGAAAUGCCCAAGAAAAGAUGGUGUACUCCCUCGUCUCUGUGCCUGAAGGCAAUGACAUCUCCUCCAUUUUUGAGCUAGACCCCACCACUCUCCGUGGAGGUGACAGCCUUGUCCCAAGGAACUCCUAUGUCCGGCUCAGACACCUAUGUACUAACACCUGGGUUCACAGCACAAAUAUUCCUAUUGACAAGGAGGAGGAAAAACCUGUGAUGCUGAAAAUUGGCACCUCUCCCGUGAAGGAGGAUAAGGAAGCAUUUGCCAUAGUUCCUGUUUCUCCUGCUGAAGUUCGGGAUUUAGACUUUGCCAAUGAUGCCAGCAAGGUGCUAGGCUCCAUCGCUGGGAAGCUGGAGAAAGGCACCAUCACCCAGAACGAGAGAAGGUCUGUGACGAAGCUGCUGGAGGACUUGGUUUACUUUGUCACUGGUGGAACUAACUCUGGCCAAGAUGUGCUUGAAGUAGUCUUCUCCAAGCCCAACCGAGAACGGCAGAAGUUGAUGAGGGAACAGAAUAUUCUCAAGCAGAUCUUCAAGUUGCUUCAGGCCCCCUUCACAGACUGUGGGGAUGGCCCAAUGCUUCGAUUGGAGGAGCUGGGGGACCAGCGGCAUGCUCCUUUCAGACACAUCUGCCGGCUCUGCUACAGGGUCCUGAGACACUCUCAGCAGGACUACAGGAAGAACCAGGAGUAUAUAGCCAAGCAGUUUGGCUUCAUGCAGAAGCAGAUCGGCUAUGAUGUGUUGGCUGAAGACACUAUCACAGCCCUGCUCCACAAUAAUCGAAAACUCCUGGAAAAGCACAUCACUGCAGCUGAGAUCGACACUUUUGUCAGUCUGGUGCGGAAGAACCGGGAGCCCAGGUUCUUAGAUUACCUCUCUGACCUCUGUGUGUCCAUGAACAAAUCGAUUCCAGUGACCCAGGAGCUGAUCUGUAAAGCUGUACUGAAUCCCACCAAUGCUGACAUCCUGAUUGAAACCAAGUUGGUUCUUUCUCGUUUUGAAUUUGAAGGUGUUUCUACUGGAGAAAAUGCUCUGGAGGCAGGAGAAGAUGAGGAAGAAGUGUGGCUGUUUUGGAGGGACAGCAACAAAGAGAUUCGUAGUAAGAGUGUAAGGGAAUUGGCACAAGAUGCUAAAGAAGGGCAAAAGGAAGAUCGCGAUGUCCUUAGCUACUACAGGUAUCAGCUGAACCUCUUCGCAAGGAUGUGUCUGGACCGCCAGUACCUGGCCAUCAAUGAAAUAUCAGGCCAGCUGGAUGUAGAUCUCAUUCUUCGCUGCAUGUCAGAUGAGAACCUGCCCUAUGACCUGAGGGCAUCCUUCUGUCGCCUCAUGCUUCAUAUGCAUGUGGACCGAGACCCCCAGGAGCAAGUCACCCCCGUGAAAUAUGCCCGCCUCUGGUCGGAGAUUCCUUCCGAGAUCGCCAUUGAUGACUAUGACAGUAGUGGAACAUCCAAAGAUGAGAUAAAGGAGAGGUUUGCUCAGACUAUGGAAUUUGUGGAGGAGUAUUUAAGAGAUGUGGUUUGUCAGAGGUUCCCCUUUUCUGAUAAGGAGAAAAAUAAACUUACAUUUGAGGUUGUAAACUUGGCUAGGAAUCUCAUAUACUUUGGUUUCUACAACUUCUCUGACCUUCUACGAUUAACCAAGAUCCUUCUGGCGAUAUUAGACUGUGUGCAUGUGACAACAAUCUUCCCCAUUAGCAAGAUGGUGAAAGGAGAAGAGAAUAAAGGUAACAAUGAUGAGGAGAAGCUGAAGAGCAGUAAUGUGAUGAGGUCUAUCCACGGUGUUGGGGAGCUGAUGACCCAGGUGGUGCUCCGGGGAGGAGGCUUUUUGCCCAUGACUCCCAUGGCUGCUGUCCCUGAAGGUGAUGUGAAGCAGGCGGAACCAGAGAAGGAGGACAUCCUGGUCAUGGACACCAAGCUGAAGAUCAUUGAAAUACUCCAGUUUAUUUUGAACGUGAGGUUGGAUUAUAGGAUCUCCUGCCUCCUGUGUAUAUUUAAGCGGGAGUUUGAUGAAAGCAAUUCCCAGACUUCAGAAACAUCCUCCGGAAAUAGCCAAGAAGGGCCAAGUAAUGUACCAGGUGCUCUUGACUUUGAACACAUUGAAGAACAGGCAGAAGGCAUCUUUGGAGGAAGUGAGGAGAACACUCCACUGGACUUGGAUGAUCACGGUGGCAGAACCUUCCUCCGUGUCCUGCUCCACUUGACGAUGCAUGACUAUCCACCCCUGGUGUCAGGAGCCCUGCAGCUACUCUUUCGGCACUUCAGUCAGAGGCAGGAGGUCCUCCAGGCCUUCAAACAGGUUCAACUGCUGGUUACUAGCCAAGAUGUGGACAACUACAAACAAAUCAAACAAGACUUGGAUCAACUAAGGUCCAUUGUGGAAAAGUCUGAGCUCUGGGUGUACAAAGGGCAAGGCCCUGAUGAAACCAUGGAUGGUGCAUCUGGUGAAAAUGAACAUAAGAAAACUGAGGAGGGGAAUAACAAGUCACAAAAGCAUGAAAGCACCAGCAGCUACAACUACAGGGUGGUAAAAGAGAUUUUGAUUCGACUUAGCAAACUCUGUGUCCAAGAGAGUGCCUCUGUGAGGAAGAGCAGGAAGCAGCAGCAGCGACUGCUGAGGAACAUGGGUGCACAUGCCGUGGUGCUGGAGCUGCUGCAGAUCCCCUAUGAGAAGGCUGAAGAUACCAAGAUGCAAGAAAUAAUGAGGCUGGCUCAUGAGUUUUUGCAGAAUUUUUGUGCAGGCAACCAGCAGAAUCAAGCUUUGCUACAUAAACACAUAAACCUGUUUCUCAACCCAGGGAUCCUGGAGGCAGUAACUAUGCAGCACAUCUUCAUGAACAACUUCCAGCUUUGCAGUGAGAUCAACGAGAGAGUGGUCCAGCAUUUUGUUCACUGCAUAGAGACUCACGGUCGAAAUGUCCAGUAUAUCAAGUUCUUGCAGACGAUUGUCAAGGCAGAAGGGAAGUUUAUUAAAAAGUGCCAAGACAUGGUCAUGGCUGAGCUGGUCAAUUCAGGAGAGGACGUCCUCGUGUUCUACAAUGACAGAGCCUCUUUCCAGACUCUCAUCCAGAUGAUGCGGUCAGAGCGGGACCGGAUGGACGAGAACAGCCCUCUAAUGUACCACAUCCACCUAGUGGAGCUCUUGGCUGUGUGCACUGAGGGCAAGAACGUCUACACAGAGAUCAAGUGCAACUCCCUGCUCCCGCUGGAUGACAUCGUCCGUGUCGUCACUCAUGAGGACUGCAUCCCUGAGGUUAAAAUUGCAUACAUUAACUUCCUGAAUCACUGCUAUGUGGAUACUGAGGUAGAAAUGAAGGAGAUCUAUACGAGUAAUCACAUGUGGAAAUUGUUUGAGAAUUUCCUUGUGGACAUCUGCAGGGCCUGUAACAACACAAGUGACAGGAAACACGCAGACUCCAUUUUGGAGAAGUACGUGACUGAAAUUGUGAUGAGUAUCGUUACGACCUUCUUCAGCUCUCCCUUCUCAGACCAGAGUACGACUCUGCAGACUCGCCAACCUGUCUUUGUGCAGCUGCUGCAAGGCGUGUUCAGGGUUUACCACUGCAACUGGUUAAUACCGAGUCAAAAAGCCUCUGUGGAGAGCUGUAUCCGGGUGCUUUCUGAUGUAGCCAAGAGCCGGGCCAUAGCCAUUCCUGUGGACCUGGACAGCCAAGUCAACAACCUCUUUCUGAAGUCACACAACAUUGUGCAGAAAACAGCCAUGAACUGGAGGCUGUCGGCCCGUAACGCUGCUCGCAGAGACUCUGUUCUGGCGGCUUCCCGAGACUACCGGAACAUCAUUGAGAGAUUGCAGGACAUUGUCUCUGCACUGGAGGACCGUCUCAGGCCCCUGGUCCAGGCGGAGUUGUCUGUGCUCGUGGACGUCCUGCACAGACCCGAGCUGCUUUUCCCUGAGAACACAGAUGCCAGAAGGAAAUGUGAAAGUGGUGGUUUCAUUUGCAAGUUAAUAAAGCAUACUAAACAACUGCUAGAGGAAAAUGAAGAGAAACUUUGCAUUAAAGUCUUACAGACCCUCAGGGAAAUGAUGACCAAAGAUAGAGGCUACGGAGAAAAGCAAAUUUCCAUUGAUGAAUUGGAUAAUGCUGAGCUGCCACAAGCACCGGAAUCCGAGAACUCCACAGAGCAGGAGCUUGAACCAAGUCCACCCCUGAGGCAACUGGAAGACCAUAAAAGGGGUGAGGCGCUCAGGCAAAUUCUGGUCAACCGUUACUAUGGAAACAUCAGACCUUCAGGAAGAAGAGAGAGCCUUACCAGCUUUGGCAAUGGCCCACUGUCACCAGGAGGACCCAGCAAGCCUGGGGGAGGAGGGGGAGGCUCCGGAUCCAGCUCCACGAGCAGGGGUGAGAUGAGCCUGGCUGAGGUCCAGUGUCACCUUGACAAGGAGGGAGCCUCCAAUUUGGUAAUCGACCUCAUAAUGAAUGCAUCUAGUGACAGAGUAUUCCAUGAAAGCAUUCUCCUGGCCAUUGCCCUUCUGGAAGGAGGCAACACCACCAUCCAGCACUCCUUUUUCUGCCGGUUGACAGAAGAUAAGAAGUCAGAGAAAUUCUUUAAGGUCUUUUAUGACCGAAUGAAGGUGGCCCAGCAGGAAAUCAAGGCAACGGUGACAGUGAACACCAGUGACUUGGGAAACAAAAAGAAAGACGAUGAAAUAGACAGGGAUGCUCCAUCCCGGAAGAAAGCCAAAGAGCCCUCGACACAGAUAACGGAAGAGGUCCGGGAUCAGCUCCUAGAGGCGUCUGCUGCCACCAGGAAAGCCUUCACCACCUUCAGGAGGGAGGCCGACCCUGAUGACCACUACCAGCCCGGGGAAGGCACCCAGGCCACGGCCGAUAAGACCAAGGAUGACCUGGAGAUGAGCGCAGUCAUCACUAUCAUGCAACCCAUCCUGCGCUUCCUGCAGCUCCUGUGUGAAAACCACAACCGAGACCUGCAGAACUUUCUUCGUUGCCAAAAUAACAAGACCAACUAUAAUUUGGUGUGUGAGACACUGCAGUUUCUGGACUGUAUCUGUGGAAGCACAACUGGGGGCCUUGGUCUUCUUGGACUGUAUAUAAAUGAAAAGAAUGUAGCACUUAUCAACCAAACCCUGGAAAGUCUGACCGAAUACUGCCAAGGACCUUGCCAUGAGAACCAGAACUGCAUAGCCACCCACGAGUCCAAUGGCAUCGACAUCAUCACAGCCUUGAUCCUCAAUGACAUCAACCCUCUGGGGAAGAAGCGGAUGGACCUGGUGUUAGAACUGAAGAACAAUGCUUCAAAGCUUCUCCUGGCUAUAAUGGAAAGCAGACAUGACAGUGAAAAUGCGGAGAGGAUUCUUUACAACAUGAGGCCUAAGGAACUGGUGGAAGUGAUCAAGAAAGCCUAUAUGCAAGGCGAAGUGGAAUUUGAGGAUGGAGAAAAUGGUGAGGAUGGAGCUGCCUCCCCCAGGAACGUGGGGCACAAUAUCUACAUACUUGCCCACCAGUUGGCUCGACAUAACAAAGAACUUCAGACCAUGCUGAAACCUGGCGGCCAAGUGGAUGGAGAUGAGGCUCUGGAGUUCUAUGCCAAGCACACAGCACAGAUCGAGAUUGUCAGAUUAGACCGAACAAUGGAGCAGAUCGUCUUCCCAGUGCCCAGCAUAUGUGAGUUCCUAACAAAGGAGUCCAAGCUGCGAAUAUACUACACUACAGAGAGGGAUGAACAAGGCAGCAAAAUCAACGACUUCUUCCUGCGCUCCGAAGACCUCUUCAAUGAAAUGAAUUGGCAGAAGAAAUUGCGAGCCCAGCCGGUCUUGUACUGGUGUGCCCGCAAUAUGUCUUUCUGGAGCAGCAUUUCGUUUAACCUGGCCGUCCUGAUGAAUCUGCUUGUGGCGUUUUUCUACCCAUUUAAAGGAGUGCGAGGAGGAACGCUAGAGCCUCACUGGUCAGGUCUGCUGUGGACAGCCAUGCUUAUCUCUCUGGCCAUCGUCAUUGCUCUCCCCAAGCCCCAUGGCAUCCGAGCCUUAAUUGCUUCCACAAUUCUACGAUUGAUAUUUUCAGUCGGGUUACAACCCACGUUGUUCCUACUGGGAGCUUUCAAUGUUUGCAAUAAAAUCAUCUUUCUGAUGAGUUUUGUGGGCAACUGUGGAACAUUCACCAGAGGCUACCGAGCCAUGGUUUUGGAUGUGGAGUUCCUGUAUCAUUUGCUGUAUCUGCUGAUCUGUGCCAUGGGGCUUUUUGUCCAUGAAUUCUUCUAUAGUUUGCUGCUUUUCGAUUUAGUGUACAGAGAAGAGACUUUGCUUAAUGUCAUUAAAAGUGUCACCCGCAAUGGACGGUCCAUCAUCUUGACAGCAGUUCUGGCUCUGAUCCUGGUUUACCUGUUCUCAAUAGUGGGCUAUCUCUUCUUCAAGGAUGAUUUUAUCUUGGAAGUAGAUAGGUUGCCUAAUGAAACAGCUGUUCCAGAAACUGGCGAGAGUUUGGCAAGCAACUUCCUGUACUCUGACGUGUGCAGGGUGGAGAUGGGGGAUAACUGUUCUUCUCCUGCACCCAAAGAAGAGCUGGUCCCUGUAGAAGAAACAGAGCAGGAUAAGGAGCACACAUGUGAGACACUGCUGAUGUGCAUCGUCACUGUACUGAGUCACGGGCUACGGAGCGGGGGUGGAGUAGGAGAUGUGCUCAGGAAGCCAUCCAAAGAGGAGCCCCUCUUUGCUGCAAGAGUGAUCUAUGACCUCCUGUUCUUCUUCAUGGUCAUCAUCAUCGUCCUUAACCUCAUUUUUGGGGUCAUCAUCGACACCUUUGCUGAUCUGAGGAGUGAGAAACAGAAGAAGGAAGAGAUCUUAAAGACCACAUGCUUCAUCUGUGGCUUGGAAAGAGACAAGUUUGACAAUAAGACUGUCACCUUUGAAGAACACAUCAAGGAAGAACACAACAUGUGGCACUAUCUGUGCUUCAUCGUUCUGGUGAAAGUAAAGGACUCCACAGAAUACACUGGGCCUGAGAGCUAUGUGGCAGAAAUGAUCAAGGAAAGAAACCUUGACUGGUUCCCCAGAAUGAGAGCCAUGUCUUUGGUCAGCAGUGAUGCUGAGGGAGAACAGAAUGAGCUGAGAAACCUGCAGGAGAAGCUGGAGUCCACCAUGAAGCUUGUCACAAAUCUUUCCGGCCAGCUGUCAGAAUUAAAGGAUCAGAUGACAGAACAAAGGAAGCAGAAACAAAGAAUUGGUCUUCUAGGACAUCCUCCUCACAUGAAUGUCAACCCACAGCAACCAGCAUAAGCAAGUGAGAGAGAGGAAUGUAUUUACCUUUUCUAAUUAUUAUUAGUGUGGGUAUGGCUAAUUAGUUCUGAUUCUCCCACUAAGAUUACAUUUAUGCUUAGUACAUUUGUAAAUACUCAGUUUUAUACUGUAUGUAUAUCAUUGCUACUUUAAAGGUUUGGGUACAUGUAUUGUAAUUAGAUUUGUUGGCAUGAUGACUUUUCAUUUGUGCCAAAAAUAUUAAAAAUGCCUUUUUUGGAAGGACUAAAGAAAGCACCUGAUUUGCACUUGAACCAGAUUAUAGAUUUAAAAAGUAUAUAACAUGUAUUUUGUAUUUAAAACUAGAAUAGCCAGUAUUUAUGUUUUUUAUAAAACUGUGCAAUACGAAUUAUGCAAUCACAGUAAAUUUGUAACUCCUGAGUAUCCUAAAGGGAGUGCACAUUUUUGAAGCUGGUGUGUUAAUACUGUGUAAUAAAUGGUUAAAUAUCAAAUGAUGCUGCUGCCAGAAUUAUAUUACUGGUGAGUUUCAGGCCCCUGGGCAUUUUGUAUCAUGUAAUUAUUUGAUGAUGACGCUGUUUCUCGUUGCUAGCGGCAUUAGUGCCUCUGUCUCAGUAAUAAUGCUCCGGUCUACGAACUGUUAAAUCAGCAUUCAUUUUAGGAACAGCAAGUUUAGUUUCAAGGAUACUUUUAAGCUUCUAAAUCAAUCAUUUAAACUAUUUCUUUAAGUAAGAGAAUGUUAGAGACUCACACUUUAGCUUGUGAAGCAGUUAAUGAAUUUUUUUAAAGGAAAUUUUUAUGCAAUGUUUGGGAUAAUCAAGUAUUGCCGGCCAAUCAGUGUCAUCUCCUGAGUGAAUUUUGAUGUCACGUUACAAAGAAAUGAGUAAUUGAUGGAUUCUAGCUUACUCCAAACGGUAGUUAUUUUAUUUUCCUUCAAACAUCCAAACCAACCUACCACAGUAGCUAAGAAGUACUAAAACUGUAUACAUCCGUGUAAAGAUGAAAUAUGAAUUGACCACUGACAUGGUAUCAUAAAGAGACACGUUUUGGCUUUACUUUGUCACAUGAAUUCUUUUCUGGAUGGAUGAAAAGUAUGAAAGGAAACUUUUAUACCUGUUGCCUAGUUUUGUACAUGGGUCUCAUUUUACUAGAGAAUCUCUCUGCAAAAAUGUUUAAAAAUGUAUCGAAAGCAGAGUUCUGAAAUGAGUCGUUUGUAAAUGCAUAUAUAAAUAUUUAAUAAAUGAUGCAGAAUAAU
Molecule: messenger RNA, 9860 nt
Organism: Castor canadensis (American beaver)
Lineage: Eukaryota; Metazoa; Chordata; Mammalia; Rodentia; Castoridae
Source: RefSeq, a predicted model, not a curated record